Messenger RNA from Jatropha curcas, 1457 nucleotides. It is a transcript of the gene NBP35, whose product is annotated as nucleotide binding protein 35. NCBI's taxonomy places the organism in Eukaryota, Viridiplantae, Streptophyta, Magnoliopsida, Malpighiales, Euphorbiaceae. The record is from RefSeq and is a predicted model, not a curated record. Gene Ontology annotation, biological process: iron-sulfur cluster assembly. Gene Ontology annotation, cellular component: cytosol. Gene Ontology annotation, molecular function: ATP-dependent FeS chaperone activity; ATP binding; 4 iron, 4 sulfur cluster binding.
AACAAUUCAUGUACGCUUCUGGGUUCAACUUAUAUUUCAGAAACAAAUAAGAAAAAACAAAGAAUAAAGUAGCAAACAAGAGCAACAGCAAAAGCCGCAUCUAUGGAGAACGGUGAAAUUCAUGAAAACGCAUCUAUGGAGAACGGUGAAAUUCCUGAAAACGCCAACGAAAAUUGCCCAGGUCCUCAAUCAGAAUCAGCUGGACAAUCAGAUGCGUGUCAAGGAUGCCCUAACCAAGAAGCUUGUGCUUCUGCUCCCAAAGGCCCUGAUCCUGACUUGGUGGCAAUUGCAGAACGAAUGGCUACAGUAAAGCAUAAGAUACUGGUUUUAUCAGGCAAAGGUGGAGUUGGCAAAAGCACAUUCUCUGCCCAACUCUCAUAUGCUCUAGCAGCUAUGGACUUCCAGGUUGGUCUCUUGGAUAUUGAUAUUUGUGGACCAAGCAUUCCUAAGAUGCUUGGGCUAGAAGGUCAAGACAUUCACCAGAGUAACCUUGGCUGGUCUCCUGUAUAUGUGGAGUCAAACCUUGGGGUCAUGUCAAUUGGAUUCAUGCUCCCCAACCCUGAUGAAGCUGUUAUAUGGAGGGGGCCUCGCAAGAAUGGGCUCAUCAAGCAAUUUUUAAAGGAUGUCUACUGGGGAGAGCUUGAUUUUCUAGUGGUUGAUGCCCCUCCCGGGACCUCAGAUGAGCAUAUCUCGAUUGUUCAAUUCCUUCAGGCUACUGGAAUAGAUGGUGCAAUUAUUGUCACUACUCCACAACAAGUCUCUCUAAUUGAUGUGCGUAAAGAAGUGAGUUUCUGCAAGAAAGUUGGAGUGGAGGUCCUUGGCGUUGUUGAGAACAUGAGUGGCUUGUGUCAACCAUUGACAGAUUUUAAAUUUAUGAAGUUGACUGAGACUGGUGAUCAACAAGAUGUCACAGAAAAAGUUUUGGAGUAUAUGAGAGAGAAAGCUCCAGAGAUGUUAAACUUGGUAGCUUCUAGUGAAGUAUUUGAUAGCAGUGGCGGUGGUGCAACACGGAUGUGCAGAGAGAUGUGUGUGCCUUUCCUUGGAAAGGUACCAUUGGAUCCACAGCUUUGCAAGGCAGCUGAAGAAGGGAGAUCCUGCUUUGCAGAUCAAAAGUGUGGAGUAAGUGCACCUGCACUGAAGAAUAUCAUAGAAAAAUUACUGGCAGCCAAUAAUUGGCGUUAGGACUGCAUUAUGUAGCUGAGCUGAUUAUUAAAGAUGGAUCUUUUCUUUUCUUUUCUUUUUUGUUUUUUUAGAUUUGUAUUUUAUAUUCUUUCCUUUUCUGAAUUAAUUAGUAGUUUUGCAGAUUUUUUUCUUUAUGGUAUACGGAUUACACAAGUUAACAAUUAUUGAGUGUUUUGCAUCAGUACAGCAAUUCUGUAUAAUAAGCCUGUACCUUUAUAGUUGCUCAGCUUCAUUUGUGACUUUGUGCUUUAUUGAACUUGGCUGCAUCUUGAUUA